AUGAAGCCCGUCGUAUCUUUGUUGAACGCUUGGUCCUGCGUGGUCAUAUCCCUCUUCGCCAUCGUCAUUCUCUCAGUCCUCGGAUCGCUAUUCCAAGUAUGGCACCUUAUCUCACUUCCUACCACGAAACCCCAGCCGCUUCACACCCCGCUCAAAGAAACCGCCCCGACUAACCCCGGACACAAACAGAGAGAACACCACAGCUUCACCGGCGGUGAAGAAGAGCCCGAGAAUGGCGCCGCAGUCGCUGCCUCCAUCUACACCGCUGUCCUUGUAUACGUCGCCUUCUUCGUAUUCUGCGCCUUCCAGGCCUACCUGCACACGAGAAGCCGCAGGGGCGGCGCCAUUUCUUUGAGCUAA
Messenger RNA from Aspergillus uvarum CBS 121591, 360 nucleotides. RefSeq lists its product as uncharacterized. The record is from RefSeq and is a predicted model, not a curated record. The transcript is spliced from 3 exons. The coding region runs from base 1 to 360 and encodes 119 amino acids. Lineage: Eukaryota; Fungi; Ascomycota; Eurotiomycetes; Eurotiales; Aspergillaceae.